Molecule: messenger RNA, 4949 nt
Organism: Pteronotus mesoamericanus
Lineage: Eukaryota; Metazoa; Chordata; Mammalia; Chiroptera; Mormoopidae
Gene: SLC2A2
Product: solute carrier family 2 member 2
Exons: 11
Coding region: 105-1676 (523 amino acids)
Biological process (GO): D-glucose transmembrane transport
Cellular component (GO): brush border; membrane
Source: RefSeq, a predicted model, not a curated record
UAACCACUUAGGACACCAGGAAAAGACAGGCAGGAGCCAGCCAGCUGCAUGUGCCCCACUCACUACAGGACCUGGAAUUAAGAGGAGGACUCUGACACCAUAAAAUGACAGAUCAGGUCACCGGGACCUUGGUUUUCACAGUCCUCACUGCCGUGCUGGGUUCCUUCCAGUUUGGAUACGACAUUGGUGUGAUCAAUGCACCUCAACAGGUAAUAAUGGCCCAUUAUAGACAUGUUUUGGAUAUUCCACUGGAUGACCGAAAAACUAUCAACAACUAUGCUAUUGACAGUACAGAGGAACUGCCUACAAACCCAGUCGUAACAAACCCAACACCAACUGUUUGGACUGAAAAAGAGCCUAUGACAUCUUCUGGCCUCGUCACCAUGUUCUGGUCCCUGUCUGUGUCCAGCUUUGCAAUUGGUGGAAUGAUCGCGUCAUUCUUUGGUGGGUGGCUUGGGGACCAGUUUGGAAGAAUCAAAGCCAUGUUGAUAGCAAACAUUCUUUCACUGGCUGGAGCCCUCUUGAUGGGGUUUUCGAAACUGGGACCUUCUCACAUUCUUAUAAUUUCAGGAAGAGGUAUAUCAGGACUGUACUGUGGGCUGAUUUCAGGCUUGGUUCCCAUGUACAUUGGUGAAAUCGCACCCACCACCCUCAGGGGCGCUAUUGGCGCUCUUCACCAGCUGGCCAUUGUCACGGGCAUUCUUAUUAGUCAGAUUGUUGGUCUUGACUUCAUCCUGGGCAACCAGGAGCUGUGGCACAUCCUGCUUGGUCUGUCUGCUGUGCGAGCUGUCCUACAGUCUCUCAUGCUCUUCUUCUGUCCAGAAAGCCCCAGAUACCUUUACAUCAAGUUGGAUGAGGAAAACAAAGCAAAACAAAGCUUGAGGAGGCUCAGAGGCAGUGCUGAUGUCACCAAAGAUCUCGCUGAGAUGAGAAAAGAAAGGGAAGAAGCAUCGAGUGAACAGAAAGUCUCCAUACUUCAGCUCUUCACCAAUUCCAGUUACCGACAGCCAAUUCUAGUGUCACUGAUGCUACACAUGGCUCAGCAGUUUUCUGGAAUCAAUGGGAUCUUUUACUACUCAACCAGAAUUUUUCAGACGGCCGGAAUCAGCCAACCAGUUUAUGCAACCAUUGGAGUUGGUGCCAUCAACACAGUUUUUACUGCUCUCUCUGUAUUCCUUGUGGAGAAGGCAGGGCGACGCUCUCUGUUUCUAAUUGGAAUGAGCGGGAUGUUCGUCUGCGCCAUCUUCAUGUCCGUGGGCCUUGUGCUCCUGAAUAAAUUUACUUGGAUGAGUUACGUGGCCAUGAUAGCCAUCUUCCUCUUUGUCAGUUUCUUUGAAAUUGGGCCAGGCCCCAUCCCCUGGUUCAUGGUGGCUGAGUUCUUCAGUCAAGGACCACGCCCUGCCGCUUUAGCUGUAGCGGCAUUCAGCAACUGGACCUGCAAUUUCAUUGUAGCUCUGUGUUUUCCAUACAUUGCGGACUUCUGUGGACCGUAUGUGUUUUUCCUCUUCGCUGGAGUGGUCUUGGCCUUUACUCUGUUUACAUUUUUCAAAGUUCCAGAAACCAAAGGAAAGUCCUUUGAGGAAAUUGCGGCAGAAUUCCGAAAGAAGAAGGGCUCAGCCAAAACACCAAAAGCUGCCACAGAAAUGAAAUUCCUUGGCUCUACAGAGACUGAGUAAAGAUAAUCUGCUUUUUGACAUGAACAGAAGAAGGAAGAAAGCCAUGCGAUGUUUAAAUGGCAAUUCUUUGAGAAUUUUAUAUCUUCAAGUAUUGUAUUUUUUUUUUAAAGAGCUUUCAUGGGCUCUGAUCAGAAAUGUCAUCAAAUAUUACAAGUACUUUUUUUAAGUUACAGAAUCUAUUUUUGAUAGUAAAAUUCUGUAAUUAAGUAAACCUUAAAGUCUAGCUCAUUUUGUUACACAAAAGGACAAGGACAUUCUAAGAACUGUUUCCAGUUCUGUUUUUUAUAACAAAGUUCUACUGAAAUUGAAGCCGUUUCAAUGUAUCCUGUUAUUGCUUCAUUAAGAAUGUGGCUAGAGACCUGAAGCUGCAACUAUUAAUAUUUACAUAUUUGCACCUAAGUUGGAAUUUUCUUACCACAGACCUCAUACUGAAGGAGAUAUGGCUAGUGGCAGUUACUGUUCACAGUAAAAUUGAUAACUUUUCCAUUUCUCUCAUGCAGUUUUUUUCUUGUGCAUUGGAAUUUGCAUUUUGCUUAAAUUUUUUAUUUUUCCUGUAUUUUCAUGUGGAAAGCUUUUGUGAAUACAUUAAAAUAUGUUUGUAAAGAAAGCCUUUUAUUUUUGGUAGGCUUACCAAAAUCUUUCAGUACUUGGAAAAUACAAGCAAACAACAUUUUUAGUUGGUGACCAAACAGGUUUUUGUAUAUCAAACAGUAAAAAAAGUUUUAUCUGCUAUUAUAGCAUGGAUUAUCAGUUAAUAUUAACAGCUAUUAUAAACCCCUAUUAAACCAAUUCCUUUUUGGUUCCAUCCUUUGAGUUAUGUUUUGUUUUGCUUUUUAAUUAAACACAGCCUGGUUUUCUGAGCUGUGUCAUAAAAUAUGCUCAGUGGUAAGCCAGGCAUUUUGUACAUCUCCUCAAAUCCCAAUAAAUUAAAGCAGUCUGACUUAGGGAAUUUGAAGUAAAAAAAAAUGCUGUUACAAAAAAUAUAUUUUCUGAAUCAUUAUGGUACUAAACAGGUGGAAGAGGCAGGGUUGGAGAAGUCCUGGGGGUGGGCUCCUGAAACUUCAUGAAUGUUCCACUUCAGACUGGAUCAAAAUCCCUGCUUAAUUGUCCUAGGACGUCGGAGUUCCCUAACACAACACAGUCAUCCCCUUGGAUGUUUCCCUUUGUCUUAGCAGUAUAGGGAUACGAUCUAAGCGGCUCUCUUGCAAUUGCUGACAUUUAUUUUGUACUACCUAGAUGCCAGGCAUUGUUCUAAGUGCUUUUACCUAUGUAGGCAAAUUGAAAAUACACAGAUGAUUACAUAGACUUUUGCAUACAGUCAACUUUGCAGCUAUGGAAAUACAGUUCUGAUGGACACCAAAGGUUUAACAGGGGAAUUAAAGCACCUUCAGGCUGUUUUCCUCACAAAGUGGAGCACAUUUGAAUCAAUCCUUUUUAUGUUUGCUUUAAUGUGCAUAAAAGCAUUCAACAGUUGCUUGCUUGUUGUUGUUGCUUACCUUUUUGUACUGUGGUAGUCCAAAUAAUGAAAUUAGUUCUUUUCAUUUGGACUGAUUUUUCUUUGUUUUGGACCAAUUUGGGAUAAACUAUGCUCACUUAGGACCUCAAGACAGAGUGAGCUUAAAUAGUCCAGGAGAACUUUGUGCUAAACUAUGAACUCUCAGGGGAUUGGAUGGGGAGCGUGUAGGGACUCUGAAUAGUGUAGCAGGAAAAUGACUCUGGCGCAGCUUUUGUCUUCUGGACGCCGAUGGCCCUGGAAAAGCCCAAAGUUUCAAUGAUGAAGAAAUGUAACAUUUCUGUAGAUGAUGAAUAUGAUUUAAUGAAAUCACUACUCCUCAUUUACUAAGAGAGUAAAGUUGUAAAGGUGUAAUAAAGAGUCCAAAAGACCACUUUUAAGUUCUAAUUAAUUAUUUUCAUAGACCUACAAAUACUGGAAAUUUAGGCCCUGAAAUUCUUUUUUCUUCCAUAAUUUUUUCUUUUUUUGCAGAGAUACCAGUGAGAUGCAAAGAAGCAUGAAAGUGAAAUUAGAAGAUGUUAACCCUUCAUAUUAGGAAAAAGGAACUAGCUAAACAAUAAAAAAUCCUAGGUCCUCAAUGGUGUACAUCACAAUAAAUAAUGAAAUUGGCACUAAUUAAUGAGAUUUAAUCCCAGAGACAUUAGAUGUGAGUUUGAACACAUUUUUCAUGGUACUUUAUCAUUUUUGUGGAAGUGCUUUCAUACUCUAAUGUUCCAACCAAUGUGAUUUUUCUCUUUGCUUGUUUGAGCCUUUAUUAUACUUCCUAGUCCAGUUCCUUACCUGCUACAUCUAGCUGGUGCUCACUGUCCUGGCAUUAAUGCAAGGGUCUUCUCUGCUGAGACAGAGUAAGAGAAUGCCUCCUCCUCAAUAAGCUCACAAUCUAAUAAGGAGUUCAGGAAGACCAGGAUAUAAAUGUUUCUGUCUAUGUCUUUUACUUUCCAUGAACCUUGAGUUAGAGGCCUCUCUUGUAAAACAGGCCAAACAAUGUUACCUACCUCUGAGAGUUGUUGUGAGGAUUAAAUGUAAAGUGCUAAGCAGAGUGUCUGGUAUCCAAUGUGCUACCUAGAAUUAGUAUUAACAAAGAUACUAUUAGGAUGCAGGAUUAUCAUAUAUAUAAGAUAGUCCUAAAUUCAUAAUUCAAGAUAAUAUUCUCUUAUUUCAAGCAACAAUCUCACAAAGAUGAGGGAAAGUAAAAACCAGGGGAGAUUUUAGGCUAAUUUUAGGCCUAAACCCAUACUUGAUAUUUCUAAGUAGGUUAUAAGAGUUUUUACUGUAUUUUUAAAAUUUGCUUUUACCUGAGUUGUUAUUUUUAAGAGGUCUAUAUGUAAUAUUAUUUAUUUGAAUAAUACUAAAUACAAGAUAAAAUGCUGUAUAUUACAUUUAAAUUUCAUUUAACAGGAUAUUCACCAUAGCACAAGACCAAACUUUCUUGAAAACCCUCAAAAAUUGCAAAGUGUGUAAACCAAUGUACACACAUAAGCUACUUCUUAUUGCUAGCUUAUUGUUAUAUGCAGCAAAUAAAGCAAUGUUAGGCAAUAACUUGUGCUUUUGGUGUCUUAGCAGAGUGAUGAGUAAACCGUAAACAUACAAUUUUCCAUUACAAUUCUAUAUCAGUGAUCUUGAAAGAAAAGGUUUAUUGAAAAUCACUCUGAGCCAUCUGUUGGUAUUUUUACUGUCUUCUAAUUUGGUGACAUUAGAAAGAAUCAUGAUGAAAAUAAACUGGUUUUAGUUAUGAGUGUAUGUAUGCUAUAGUCUUAAUA